CACCCUCCCCUCCACACACGUGUUGUGGAAAGACGGCUUGCGCCGUACGGAAGCUGCCUCUCCUCCUUCGUAUCGGGGCGACUCAUCGGCGGACCUCCCGCAAGACGGAGACACACCCACUCUUGGUGGCCCUCGUACUUCUUUGCACAUGAAAAACACAGAGCGGCCUUCUUGAGGCAGUAAAAGACGUUAUGAGAUGAUGGAAAGCACUGUAACAAGUCCAAGUAUGGACAACAGCGUUCAUUCUCAGCAUCAGCACUUCCUCUGUGGUUAUUUCAGGCCAGAUGUGCUUCUCUCCAGCCGCCAGAUUGUUUCAUUCUUCAGCUGUCAUGCCUUGAUGAUGAUUUAUGUAAACACUAAAGUCAUAUAUUUACAUACUAUCAGUAAGACUUGUUGACUGCUGUGAAUGCUCGGCCGUAGGAGCAUGUGGUGGGUACUCAUAAUGCUGAUUGUCCCGAGAACUUGCUUCACCUCCGUCUGGUACUGGGAACCCACUUGAUGGGAGUCCCAUCAGGCCUGGGAGCUUUUGGCCACCACAUCUGGAUGUCAUUAAGGAGGCCCGGAGGCCAGGUGAGGAGACGGCCGAAGGAUGUUGGAGAGCAUUCGUCCCAAAAAUACACUCAGCAUUAGAACUGAAUUUAGUAUUAUAUAACUUCCUGCUUCUCAAGAGACACUUUUUAUAUCUUCUUCUUUCAAAUGGAGGGAAGAUUUGAUUGAUUAGUCCUAAUGAAAUAUCAUGGCACAUCACUGCCAUCAAGAGGGGAGGAGACACCUGCUGUGGCCCACCAAGAUGCACUGUUUUCGGGCACACGCCCCAAGCAGCUGGUGUGAUGCCACGGAGGUCUGAGGGAAACCUUGUGCACUUUUCAUACGCCGUGGUGCUGGCGUUUCCGGUGGCUGGUGAGGCUCCAUGCAGCAUUUGGUCAGCGUCCUUCCUUGGAGAGAAAUGUUUGGAUGAAAAAGGAGUUCCCUCACAAUACGGGUCUGAUUGGAGUGUUGUUUUCAGUGAUGGGUUAUCUAAGCUAUUUUUUGUGUAUAUCGAGCAUCAUAAUUUCUUAGUUGUUGCCGGCUAAUUAUUGAUCCCAUAAUGCCGUGCACCCCCAGUUGAAAAGGCAAAAUGUCUGCAGGAGGAAGACAGCAAAGUGCACAUGUGACCUAGGUGCCGACUUACUGUAACGGGGAUUUGCAGCAGCGUUGAGAGAUGGAGGGAACAGACUGCAGUAUGUCAAGAGGAUUAUAGGCAAAUUCACAUUAAAUCAGACUGCUUUGGGGGAGGGGGGUGGAGGAGGGCUUUGUUAUGUAACAGCUCUCCUUUGCCCCCCCACCCAAACCUCUAAUGUUAUAGGUCUUGACCAUCCAUCAGACCUCAUUCUACAUGGCGGCGUGUCCCGCAAACAGCCGCCAUAGCCAUUAGUGCUGCAUGCUCCCCGGAUCAGCACCAGUGGCCCCACGUGUGUGCAGCAUCUCCGGAUAAGCUCCACACGCCACUCACCGCUGGUCAGACCCCAGCAUGUCAUGCUAGAACGUCAUGUCUUUCUUUCAGAGCCACAAAUCCGUCUUCAACGCCAUGCAAACCGAGGACAGCCGCACUGUGACCCCGGACGCAGAAAGCCAGUGGUGUGGAGCAGCGGCCGGCGAGGAGGAGAGAAACGGGGCCUUGGAGAAGAGCUUAUAUGUGCUGACUGAGCUGGUAGAGACUGAACGCUUGUAUGUGGAAGACCUUGGACUCAUCGUACACGGCUAUAUGGCAACCAUGGCCAAUCAGGGCGUUCCCGAAGAUCUUAAGGGGAAAGAUAGGAUCGUGUUUGGAAACAUCCAUCAGAUAUUGGACUGGCAUAAGAGCUAUUUCCUUGGCGAGCUGGAGAAAUGUGUGGCUGAUCCCGACUCCUUGGCCCAGCUCUUCAUUAAACAUGAGCGCAGGCUUCACAUGUACGUGGUUUACUGUCAGAACAAACCCAAAUCAGAGCACGUGGUCUCCGAGUACAUCGACACCUUCUUUGAGGAUCUCAGGCAGCAGUUGGGUCACAGGCUGCAGCUCAACGACCUGCUGAUCAAACCGGUUCAGCGCAUCAUGAAGUAUCAGCUCCUACUCAAGGACCUCCUCAAGUAUUACAGCAAAGCGGGGCGCGAUGUGGAGGAGCUGCAGAGGGCCGUGGAGGUCAUGUGUUUUGUGCCCAAACGCUGCAACGACAUGAUGAACGUGGGCAGGCUGCAAGGCUUCGAGGGGAAAAUCACGGCGCAAGGGAAGCUGCUCCAGCAGGACACCUUCUCUGUCAGCGAGCAGGAAGGCGGCUUCCUGUCCAGACCCAAGGAGAGGAGAGUCUUCCUGUUUGAGCAGCUGGUCAUCUUCAGCGAGCCAAUCGAUAAGAAAAAAGGCUUCUCUCUACCAGGCUACACUUUUAAAAACAGCAUCAAGGUCAGCUGCUUGGGCGUGGAGCAGAACGGCGUGGAAGACCCGUGCUGCCUGGUCCUGACGUCCCGUGGCAUAAACCGCAGCGUGACUCGCUUCAUCAUGCAGGCGUCAUCUCCACAAAUACGAUGUACUUGGUUCGGCGAUGUGGUGCAAAUUUUAGAGACCCAAAGGAACUUCCUUAACGCCCUCCAGUCUCCUAUCGAGUACCAACGAAGGGAGAGCAAAUCAAGCAGCCUCGGCAGGAACGUCAAGUCUCCCGGCGGCCCGCAGACGUUCUCGUGUGCGUCCAUGGAACGCCAUCAGCAGCCUGGCCUGUUGUGUCACAACACCUCCCUGCCGUCGCUGCGUCUGCCCCAGCACAGCCCGGCAGGAAAGGCGGUUUCUAACCCUGAUGCAGUGAUGCCGCAUCAAGCAGCCCCCCGCCUCGCUGUACGCCACGGGACGCCCAGCAUGCAGGGUGUGACUGCCAGCUUCCAGGCCAGCACCCUCCUUGACAGUGAACCCUGAGUCCGUCAUCACCUGGUCAAGGCAGCGACAAUCUGGUACUCUCGCUCGCAUUCUUCAAGUCACAGUGGCUCAUUCACAAGAAACAAGAAAAGAAGACAAUAAAUCACGUUUGGUAAAAAUCCAUUUUUUGCAUACAGUAAAUCCCUCACCACUUCAUGCUUCACACGUUGGAGCUGCAGAUUUUCAGAACGACAAAUCAAUUCAUGUGUUAGAAUCCGGCCUACGUGAUGCAUAUUGAAGCUCAGGGAGCUUAGGGAUGUCCAAUAGUAUCGGACACAAAUAUUUAUCGGUAUCUGGAUCGUCCCAUGUAGAGCAUGUCAUUAGUACUGAGUUGAUGAAACGUUCUCCGGGUGAGAAAUAGACCCGACUUCAGGCAGCGUCACGUCAGAGACCGUAAUCCCCUCUCCAACUUCAUGGAAAUGUCAGAAGGUCACGGUGUCCUCGAGAAGGUGCUAAAACAUCACACAGCAUUGGCAGGAGCAGAUAGCAACAGAAAAGACAGUACCAGCGAAUAAUGCAGAAUAAUGCAGAAUAAUGCAGAAUAAGCUAGCAAAGCCCGUAAGACCAAAACUGGGAUCCUGCAAGGGUAAGGCAGGGGAGGUGUGUGUGUGGGGGGGGGUGUUAAACUCCUCUGGCUAUACACUGUGGUCAAUCCAUAUACAAUAUACAAUGAUCAAUCAAUACAUAAUGAUCAGUGAUCAAUCAAUACAUAGUGAUCAAUCAAUACAUAACAAUCAAUUAAUGCAGAACGAAAAAAUGAAUACAUAAUGAUCAAUAAAUGCAAUCAAUAAGUUCCUUCACAUGAAAUAAAUGUAAAGUACUACAUAUGUUUUACUCAAUAAAACAUUUGGUGUAGUAUUGGUAUUAGUAUUGGUUGAUAUUGGAAUCAGAAAUUGAUAGUUGGACAAUAUUGGUUUUCAAUAUCAAACAUCCUAAUCGGAAUGAAUGAAGCAUGACAAUGCCUAAUAGGAAUAUAAGGCAUCCAAGAGACCAUGGAAACAGGUUGUGUAUGUAGUAUUUAGUAUUGUAGUAUGUAGUAUUGUGCACUGGUCACUAGGUGGCACUCAUGCUACUGUCAUGGUGCUUGUGUGUCUCAGCCAACACAACUGUUUUUUAUUACUGUAGGGGUGUUAUUUCAUGUGUAGAGGGCUCUCGUCAUGUUCAAAAGCGUGUUAAGAAGGUGGUAAAGAGAUACCAAAGUACCAAAAUAUUCAGUUUGUAAGUAAGUAUAUCGAAAGUAGAUCCAAACAUUAUAGUAGUCCAGGUCCGAGAUGUAGUGCCAUCAGGGGACUUGAUGAUGAUCAGCCAAAGUGGGGCCCUCCGUGGCAGACGUGGACCACCUCAGAUCUCGUCUCAUUCUGUCUGGGCGAGUUUCAAACGGCCGCAACCUCCGCUUCCCCUUUAAAUAUUGUGUCAGCAAUACAGAAUGAAGAUUGCUUUGUGACCUUUCACCCAUCCUUCCAUCCAAAGAUGGCUUUCAACCACCACAUCGGGCCAGGAAGCACUUUUAUCAGAACACCAGGCUGUCAUAACACCUUUCAAAAUAAGACACCUGAGAAAAACAGCUCAGUAUUCUGCUUUUAAUACUGACACUUGAUCAUAAUAACAUCAUUGCAUGGCCGUAAUGGGAGGGGCUUGGGGGGGUCCAACCACUCAAAUGAAGGGACACGGGGCCAUUUUGGAAAGCAGGCUGUGCGGAUACCUAGAUGCAAAACCUGAACCUGACUGUCACACUGACACGGUGGAUGGCGGCUUGGGACUCGGACCGCUGCUUGGGGCGUCUCUGCUGGUUUUCACGUUGACAAAUCUAAAACUGGUGGCGCCUUCAUUCCCAUCAGAUGGGGGCCUCAUUCUCAUGGUUUUAUUCCCAUCAAAUGGGGGCCUCUUUCUCAUGGUUUUAUUCCCAUCAGAUGGGGGCCUCUUUCUCAUGGUUUUAUUCCCAUCAGAUGGGGGCCUCUUUCUCAUGGUUUUAUUCCCAUCAGAUGGGGGCCUCUUUCUCAUGGUUUUAUUCCCAUCAGAUGGGGGCCUCA
Doryrhamphus excisus (bluestripe pipefish) is the source of this 4950-nucleotide messenger RNA. NCBI's taxonomy places the organism in Eukaryota, Metazoa, Chordata, Actinopteri, Syngnathiformes, Syngnathidae. The record is from RefSeq and is a predicted model, not a curated record.